AUGUCAACUCGCGGACGCGGUCGCGGGCGAGGUAGAGGUAGGACAGGCACCGUUACUCCUGCCCCCAUAAGGACUGAUCCAGUAGACUUUAUGGCUGCCUUAGGAAAUAUGGCCGCAGCUAUGCAGGCAACAGCUGAGGCACUGGGUAAUCAGAUAAAUCAGGAUAAUCAUGGGAACAAUAAUGAUGAGAACGGUCCUAUGACACUUGCAACGUUUCUGAAAGUUCACCCUCCGACUUUUAGGGGAUCCUCAAAUCCCACUGAUGCAGAUAAUUGGAUCCAGGCUAUGGAACGGGCAUUACAGGCCCAACAGGUUCCUGAGGAGCAAUGGGUUGAAUUUGGAACUUAUCAGCUGCAAGGUGAGGCUCAGUAUUGGUGGCAGGGAACCCAACGUAUCUUACAGCCUGAUGGUGCUGCGAUUCCUUGGGAGGUUUUCCGGACAGAGUUCUAUAAGAAAUACUUUCCUAAUUCAGCCAGAAAUGCCAAGGAACUUGAAUUAAUGCAGUUAAAGCAGGGACAGAUGACUGUUGCUGAGUAUACUAGUAAAUUUGAGGAGUUAUGUCGCUUUUCUCGUAUCUGUCAAGGUGCGCCUGAAGAUUUUGCUGAAUGGAAGUGUAUUAAAUAUGAGGAAGGUCUUCGGAGCGAUAUUCUGAGCUUCGUUGCCCCAAUGGAGAUCAGGGUAUUUUCUGAAUUGGUAAAUAAGAGUAGAGUGGCUGAGGAUUGUGUGAGGAAGGCGGCAGCAGAGAAAGGAAGUUUGAGGGUGCCUUUUCAGAGGCCUUCUAGGAGGAACUUUGCUCCGAGAGGUAGAAAUUUCAAGCGUGGAGGUUUUGUUCCGCAGCAGACUCAGGAUCAAGAUAAUUACAGAAGGCCGAAUACCAAUGCUAGUCAAGGAAAAAGGUUUGGGAAGCAUCCACAGCAAGAUCUGAACUGUCAGAAGUGCGGAAGGUAUCACCCUGGAGUUCCGUGCAGAUUCGGACUUGGAGUAUGCUAUUCUUGUGGACAGCCCGGGCAUAUGGCCACCAAUUGCCAGGAGAAGAAGAAGUAUGAGACUGGUAGGGUGCAGCAGCCAGGGAGAGUAUACACCACUUCUACCAUAGGUGCUGAGGGAUCUGAGACACUGAUUAGAGGUAAUUGUGAAAUGGCUGGUAAAAUCUUAAAUGCUUUAUUUGAUUCAGGAGCAAGUCAUUCAUUUAUUGCAUUUGAAAAGGCCCAUGAGUUAGGAUUGAGAAUGGUGGUCUUAGCUUAUGAUUUAAAAGUAUAUAAUGCUACUCAUGAAGCUAUGGUGACUAGGAUAGGAUGUCCACAAGUUCCCUUUCGAGUACAACAACAUGAAUUUGUGCAUGAUUUGAUUUGUUUGCCUAUGACUGGUCUUGAUCUCAUUUUGGGAUUGGAUUGGUUAUCCAAGAAUCAUGUUUUACUUGAUUGUUCUGAAAAGUCAGUACAGUUUAUGCCGAAAGGGUCAGAAGCACCGGUUGUGGUGAAUAGUUACUAUUUGAAUUCUAUGAUAGUAAACUAUUCUGGAACUGAAUGUCAGGGUAUUAUGUUAUUAACUGCGGGAGUAUCAGGUGAUGAUCAGAGUUUAAAGCAGAUUCCGGUUGUAUGUGAAUUUCCAGAUGUGUUUCCGGAUGAUAUUAAUGAAUUCCCACCUAACCGAGAGGUUGAAUUUGCAAUCGAGUUGAAGAAGGAUGGGAGUAUGCGGUUGUGUGUCGAUUAUCGGCAAUUGAAUAAAAUCACAGUGAAGAAUAAAUAUCCGUUGCCUAGAAUCGAUGAUCUAAUGGAUCAGUUACAGGGUGCCGGUGUGUUUUCUAAGAUUGAUUUGCAAUCCGGAUAUCAUCAGAUAAGGGUUAGAAAUGAGGAUAUUCCGAAAACUGCUUUCAGAACCCGUUAUGGUCAUUAUGAGUAUACAGUAAUGUCUUUCGGGUUAACUAAUGCCCCCGCAGUAUUUAUGGAUUAUAUGAAUAGGAUUUUCCGACCAUAUUUGGACAAGUUUGUUAUUGUCUUCAUUGAUGAUAUUCUUGUUUAUUCUAAGACUGAAGAGGAGCAUGCUGAUCACUUGCGAACUGUGCUGCAAAUUCUGAGAGACAGAAAAUUGUAUGCUAAGUUAUCUAAAUGUGAGUUCUGGAAGAGUGAAGUGAAGUUUCUCGGCCACGUGGUGAGUAAGCAGGGAAUAGCUGUGGAUCCUGCUAAGGUGGAAGCAGUGAUGAAUUGGGAGCGACCAACUUCAGUGACAGAGAUCAGAAGUUUCCUAGGUUUGGAGGGAUAUUAUCGCAGAUUCAUUAAGGGAUUUUCACAGAUCGCCUUACCAUUAACUAAAUUGACUAGGAAGGAUACACCUUUUAUCUGGACUCCGGAAUGUGAAGAGAGUUUUCAGGCAUUGAAGCACAGGUUGACUACUGCACCUGUAUUGGUAUUACCUGAACCAAGUGAACCGUUUGAAGUGUAUUGUGAUGCAUCUCUGAAAGGUUUGGGGUGUGUUCUGAUGCAGCACCAGAAUGUUGUAGCAUACGCCUCACGACAGUUAAGGCCGCAUGAGAUGAACUACCCGACACAUGAUUUAGAACUUGCUGCUAUUGUGUUUGCUUUAAAUAUUUGGAGGCAUUACCUCUAUGGCGUUAAGUUUCUUGUUUUCUCAGACCAUAAGAGAAAAGCGAACGUUGUGGCGGACGCUUUGAGUCGGAAGUCUUUAUAUGCAGCUUGA
Messenger RNA from Arachis stenosperma, 2697 nucleotides. RefSeq lists its product as uncharacterized. The record is from RefSeq and is a predicted model, not a curated record. The coding region runs from base 1 to 2697 and encodes 898 amino acids. The transcript has 3 exons. NCBI's taxonomy places the organism in Eukaryota, Viridiplantae, Streptophyta, Magnoliopsida, Fabales, Fabaceae. Gene Ontology annotation, molecular function: nucleic acid binding; zinc ion binding.